Molecule: messenger RNA, 1584 nt
Organism: Babesia ovata
Lineage: Eukaryota; Apicomplexa; Aconoidasida; Piroplasmida; Babesiidae
Product: GMP synthase
Exons: 1
Coding region: 1-1584 (527 amino acids)
Biological process (GO): GMP biosynthetic process
Cellular component (GO): cytosol
Molecular function (GO): GMP synthase activity; ATP binding; GMP synthase (glutamine-hydrolyzing) activity
Source: RefSeq, a predicted model, not a curated record
AUGGAACAGCAAAAGAAUUUCAUCUUCAUAUUCGACCUGGGAUGCCACCAGUCUGGCUCCAUGGUCCGCUUCCUCCGCGGUCUGGGAAUCACCUGCGAGCUCUUCCCCAUCGAGAAGGCCGUCGAAACCCUUUCCGCUCGCUUGCCCGGAGGUGUGAUACUCAGUGGAGGCUCCGAAAGCGUUACUGACCCGGAAUCCAUGAAAAUUGACGCCAAAGUCUUUGAGGUGUGUGCCGAAAACAAGAUCCCGGUUAUUGCCUUGGGCCAUGCCAUGUAUGCUAUGUCCGUUACCCUCGGAGGCAAAGUCCGCCACCUGGGUGCCCAGGAGACGGAGUACAAGAGGGAGAAGGUUACUGUUGACGCCAGCGUUGACAGCAUCCUCGCAGGCAACAACGGCUUCGUCGCCCACGGCUGCCACCUUGAUGAGAUCGAGGCUGUUCCGUCCGGUUUCAGUGUCUCGAUGAAGGACGGAGAGGGCAACAUUGCUGGUCUGUUCAACCCCGCCACCGGUGUCAGGGGCUUCUGCUUCCACCCUCAGGACGUUGAGGGUAACGAGGCCAACGGCAUCAUGGAGAAGUUCUGCUACAAUGUGUGCAAAUGCGCCAAGACCUGGGAUAUGAAAAGCUACCACGAGCAAACUAAAAAGGAUGUCAUCAAGCAGUGCGGUGGUGACAAGUUCGUUGUUGCUGGACUUUCCGGUGGUGUGGACAGCACUGUCUGUGCGGCCAUUGUGCACGAGGCUAUCCGCGAGAGGUUCCACGGUAUCAUGAUCAACACUGGGUUGAUGAGGUACCAGGAAACUCAAAAGUGCUACGACAGGCUGAAGGCCGAGAUUCCCGGCAUCCAGCUCACCAUUCGCGACUCGUCGUCCGUGUUCUUCAGGGAGCUCAAGGGUGUAAUCGACCCCGAGCAGAAGCGUAAGGUGAUUGGUAGGGUUUACAUCGAGGAGUUCGAGAGGGCCAUGGCUGAACUCGGCUUCAACCACAACAACUGCCUGCUGCUGCAGGGAACCAUCUACCCCGAUAUCCUCGAAUCUGAGCUUAACAGGAGGAGCAAGUUGCCCGUCAAAUCCCACCACAACGUCGGUGGUCUCCCAGAAAACCUGAAAUUCGAACUCAUCGAGCCUGUGCGCUUGCUGUUUAAGCAGGAGGUCAGGGACCUCGGCAAACUCCUCGGCCUCUCGGAGGCAACCUUCAAGAGGCACCCAUUCCCUGGACCAGGUCUUGGUGCGCGUGUUCUCGGCGAAUUGAUCCCGGAGCAUGUCGAAAUCGCCAGGCAGGCCGACAGGUACAUGUUCGAGGAGCUUGAGUCCAGGGGACUCGUUGACAAGGUGUCGCAGUGCGCAUGUGUCCUCCUCCCCAACACCCGUUGCACGGGUCUGAGGAACUCCGCCAGGGUUUACGGAAUGGUCGUUGUCGUCCGCAUCAUCAUGACCGUCGACUUCGUCACCGCCAAAUUCGCCAGGCACAUCGACAUGGAAUGCCUCGCCGCCAUCUCCCAGAGGAUCACCGACAACAUCCCGCAAGUCAGCAGGGUGUGCUACGACAUCACCGACAAGCCCCCGGCCACCAUUGAGUGGGAGUAA